UCAUGCAGGGUUGUUUUCUGAUAGGGAUAGGGAUGGGGAUGGCGAAGCAAGAUAUGAGAAUGAUAGGUGUAGUGGCAAUGGUAGUAGUCUUGUGGUGUUGGUCUGUUGGGGUAACAUCACAGUCGACCUCCUCUAGGCCUGUUUUUAUCUUUGGGGACUCAUUGGUCGACAGUGGGAAUAACAAUUACCUUGUUACCAUUGCCCGGGCAGAUUACAGCCCUUAUGGCAUAGACGCUCCCAAUCGUCGAGCCACUGGUCGCUUUUCCAAUGCAAUGAACAUUGCAGAUCUUAUAUGUGAGAUGCUGGGGACCGAGCCUGUGCUGCCUUAUCUGAAUCCCAGUAUAGGAACACCCAGUAACUUACUCCGUGGCGCCAAUUUUGCUUCUGCAGGCGUGGGCAUUCUAAACGAUACGGGAAUCCAAUUUGGGCCCGUUCUGCGGAUGUUCGUGCAGUUGGAGUUUUUCAGAGAAUAUCAGAACAGAGUGGCUGCAAUAAUCGGACGUUCUGCAGCAGAUCAGAUGGUUGCUAACGGGCUUAUUUCCAUCACUCUUGGCGGCAAUGACUACGUCAACAACUAUUAUCUUGUUCCCGUCUCUGUCAGAUCUGUCGAGUAUCCUAACGUAGCAGACUACAACAACUUCAUUGUUCGAGAAUAUAAGAAAAUUCUGGCGCGACUGUAUGAGCUGGGAGGAAGAAGAAUAAUGGUGACAGCAACUGGUCCUUUGGGUUGUGUUCCAUCACAGCGAGCACUCAGAACGUUGGACGGUGGAUGUGAUCCCACACUUCAGAGAGUCGCUGGGCUAUUUAAUGCUGGACUACGGAACAUAAUCAAUGAGCUGAAUAGCCAGUAUGGCGGCACAGUGUACACUUUUGCUAAUAGUUUCGACAUGAAUAUGGACUUUGUGAACAAUCCUCAAGCAUUUGGGUUCCAGACGGCUCAGUAUGCUUGCUGUGGGCAAGGGCGAUUCAAUGGCAUAGGCACUUGUAGUCCUAUUUCUGCAGUGUGCCCAAACAGGAAUGUCUACGUAUGGUGGGAUGACUAUCAUCCCACAGAAAGAGUCAACAGGAUUGUAGUCAAUCGUCUCUUCAAUGGUGGGUCCUCUGAUAUGUAUCCCGUCAACCUCAGAACCAUGCUUAACAUGGACGACUAAUUUUUUUCAUGGCACCCCUCCCUCCAUUAAUAGUUUGCUCUUAUCACUGAAUAAACCGAUUGCCUUGCUUUAAUGAUUGAAUAAAGCGAUAGCUGUUUGUUCGUUGUACUGUUAGCUUGUUUGCAUAUCAGAUUGUAUAAAUAUCUGAUGGUUUACCAUCAUUUGCCCAAUAAAUAGGGGCGUCUAUGUAAGCUAGAUAGUAGUGGUAUAGUUUACACAGUAUAAAAUUCUAUAUAAAAAUAUGGAAUUGUGUGGUAUCUCCAGAUGAAUUGUUUACAUGGGUUGUUUCAGUUACAGUGAGGAUAGAAAAUCCAGAAUCCCUCUCCAUUCCCUUGCUUUUGGAGGGCGUUCUUUGGACAAUGAUGGGAUUCUUACAUCAUAUUAUGUUUAUUGUUCAUGAAUCAAUAUCUAAUGAAGAAUUAAAGGUCAUUAAUGUUA
This is a messenger RNA of Cryptomeria japonica (Japanese cedar), 1589 nucleotides long. RefSeq names its product GDSL esterase/lipase LTL1. The transcript has 5 exons. NCBI's taxonomy places the organism in Eukaryota, Viridiplantae, Streptophyta, Pinopsida, Cupressales, Cupressaceae. The record is from RefSeq and is a predicted model, not a curated record. Gene Ontology annotation, molecular function: hydrolase activity, acting on ester bonds. The coding region runs from base 3 to 1151 and encodes 382 amino acids.